AUGGACAUGGCAUCGCGGAACCAGAGCCUUCGCGUCGGCGUGCUUGGCGCCGGUCGCAUUGGGCGCAUCCACACGCAAAUCCUCACGCGCCUUGGCGUGACGGUCGUCGCGAUUGCCGACCCGAGUGACGAGCGCGGCGCGAGCUUGGCCCGCGAAUUUGGCGUUGCCAAGGUGACCACGAACCCGGACGACAUUUUCCAGGACCCGACGAUCCACGCCGUCUUGAUCUGCUCGCCGACGGACCAGCAUGCGCAGCAGAUCCACCAGGCGGCCGCGCACAAGAAGCACAUCUUUUGCGAGAAGCCGAUUGCGCUCGACUUGGCGGUCGUCGACGCCGCCGUGCACGCGGUGGAGGCUGCCGGCGUCAAGAUGAUGGUCGGCUUCAACCGCCGCUUCGAUGCCAACUUUAAGCGCAUUCGCCAAGCGAUUUUGCAAGACGAAAUCGGUACCAUUGGCAUGGUGCGCAUUACAAGCCGCGAUCCGAGCGCGCCGCCCGUCAGCUACAUCAAGGUCUCAGGCGGUAUCUUUUGUGACAUGACCAUCCAUGAUUUCGACAUGGCGCGCUUCCUCGUCGGCGCUGAGGUCGACCAAGUGUUUGUGAUGGCGCAGGCGCGCGACCCAGAGAUUGGCGCGGCGGGCGACGUCGACACGGCGGUGAUCUGCCUCCGCUUUGAGAACGGCGUGCUCGGGUACAUUGAAAACAGCCGUGUCGCUGCGUACGGCUACGACCAGCGCGUCGAGAUCCUCGGCUCCAAGGGCGCCGUCUCGUGCGAGAACAACUACCCCAACACCGUGACCAUCUCAAACGGCACGUCGAUCGCGCGGGACUUGCCGCUGCACUUCUUCAUCGACCGCUACAUGGAGGCGUACAAGGACGAGCUUGCGGCGUUUGUCGAGAUUUGCUUGAACAAGGAUGCGAUCGCGCCGGUCUCGGGCCACGAUGGGCGCCAGGCGCUCAAGCUCGGGCUUGCCGCGACCCUCUCAAUGAAGGAGAACCGCCCCGUGCGCCUCUGCGAGUUUGAUACGCCCCGCAUGGUAGGCCGCUUGUAA
Messenger RNA from Saprolegnia diclina VS20, 1050 nucleotides. RefSeq lists its product as hypothetical. Gene Ontology annotation, biological process: NADPH regeneration. Gene Ontology annotation, cellular component: cytoplasm. NCBI's taxonomy places the organism in Eukaryota, Oomycota, Saprolegniomycetes, Saprolegniales, Saprolegniaceae. The record is from RefSeq and is a predicted model, not a curated record. Bases 1 to 1050 code for a protein of 349 amino acids. Gene Ontology annotation, molecular function: nucleotide binding; oxidoreductase activity. The transcript is spliced from 5 exons.